AUGAAAAGAGCAGCAAAAGUAGUAAGUAGUAGUGGUGCGAUAUCCUGGAUGAGAAUGAAAGACAUCCACAUUCUGACGUCCUCGUUAGUGACGUACACAGGGGACGGAAGAUUUUCAGUAAAGCACCCAGAGGGAAGCGACGAGUGGCGACUAAUAAUCGACUAUGUCCAGCCUAGGGACGCUGGGCUCUACGAGUGCCAAGUCAACACUGAGCCCAAACUUAAGAUGGCCUUUGCGUUGAGGGUCGAAGCGGCCCAGGCGACUAUACUUGGGGCCGAAGACGUCUACGUAAAAAAAGGCAGCACAAUUAGUCUUACGUGCAAAGUUAACGUCCAAAGUACCCCGCCAAGCAGCGUUACGUGGCAUCAUGGUAGCGCUGUCGUUGAUUUUGACAGUCCAAGGGGCGGCGUCUCCCUGGAAACGGAGAAGACGGAGAGCGGCACGACGAGCAAACUGCUGGUGACGCAGGCGAGAUCAAGCGACAGCGGAAAUUACACCUGCAUCCCCAGCAACGCAAACCCUGCGAGCGUAAUGGUCCACGUUCUAAACGGUGAACACCCAGCAGCAAUGCAACACGGCGGAAGUUGUCGAUUAACCCCAACUAUUUUAAUGGCCUUGCUCACAAUUUUUACGGCGAACUUACUCAGAUGA
Molecule: messenger RNA, 651 nt
Organism: Cotesia congregata
Lineage: Eukaryota; Metazoa; Arthropoda; Insecta; Hymenoptera; Braconidae
Source: the annotation of a GenBank genome assembly